AUGGACACAAUUGUUCCCGCGCCGAAUCAGGCUCAACAUGAGCCGGAUAGCUUGAAUGAGAAGAAGGCUCAAACUGAGUCCCCAAGUGACUCACCUCGACCAGAUGUUGAACAAUCCGAACUUGAAGAUCAAUCACAACGCUUACCAUUCCUCCGUCUUCUGCUCGCCUACCUCUGUCUUUGCUUCUGUUACUUGAUCUCUUACCUAGACAUGAACUCCGUCGCAACAUCCCUUCCAACAAUCUCCUCAGCUCUGGAUGCCGGUCCAACUGUUACAUGGGUCGGAACGUCAUACCUUCUAGGUCAACUCUCCUUCCAACCUCUGUACGGCAGAAUUUCCGAUAUUACCGGCCGAAAGCCUGUUUUGUUAUUUUCUAUGGGAUGUAUCGUCGUUGGUGGCGUCUUGUGCGGUUUUGCACAUACGCCAGUUUGGUUAUACGUCUGUAGAACGAUCAGUGGUAUUGGUGGUGGAGGCAUCAGCUCUUCAGUUGCGAUUAUUGUAAGCGAUUUGGUGAGUUUGAGAUCGAGGGGGAAGUAUCAAGGUUUCAUUAGUCUUGCUAUUGGUAUUGGUGCCGCUUCUGGUCCUUUUGUGGCUGCUGGAUUGAUUCAGAUGGGUACUAAUGGUUGGAGAUGGGCGUUCUGGGUCCCUGCUAUUAUGGGUGGCGUCUGUUUUGUUCUUCUGAUGUUCUUUCUACCAUUGAAGCCUGUGUCUGGAAGCUUCAAGGAGAAGGUUCGGAAGAUUGAUUGGUGGGGAGUUAUGGCUUCUAUUGCUGGAAUUGUCCUGACAGUCAUGUCCAUCAACUCUGGGGGAAGCAUGUGGGCAUGGCAGAACGCGAAGACCAUCUCUCUCCUGACGAUUGGCAUAAUCAUGCUGCUGAUCUUCAUUAUUAUCGAAGCGUACUUCGCUAGGAUCCCCAUUAUUCCUCUUCGACUCUUCAAACAACGAUCUCCAUCAGUACUCAUCCUUACAGGUUUCUUUCACGAUUUCGCCUGGCAGUCAACGCAAUACUUUAUCCCACUUUAUUACCAGACUGUUCGUGGUUUCUCGCCAUUGAAGAGUGCUACAUUGAUUGUACCGUUCUUGCUUGCUCAAGGCAUAGCUGGUGCUGCCUCGGGGCCUUUGAUGGCCAGGCAUGCUAGAUACAUGCCCAUUUUGCGGGCUGGUUUCACAACCUGGACUCUAGGCUCUGGUCUCAAACUUCUCUUCAACCAGAACACGCAUAUUGCGAUAUACAUCGCAGUCCUAGCUGUCGAAGGGGCAGGGAUAGGAUGGGUUCAUCAGCCAGGGCUCGUAGCGCUACAAGCCAACUCAGCAAACGAAGACCGUGCCGUAGCAACAGGCACCCGCAACGUCUUCCGCUCGCUAGGCGGUGUCGUCGGAAUAGCUGUUUCGACAGCUACUUACUACGCAGUUCUACAGAAAGCUCUACAACAGAAUGCCACGAUUCCUGAAUGGCUGCGCGACAGUAUCCUGGAUGGUACAUGGUCCGCCAGUGAUCCUGUUACUAAAGACUACGAAAGUGCCAUCUUGAGCGCUCGUAUGCAAGGCUUUAGAGUCAUUUUUAUUAUCACCGUACCUUUGAUGGCACUAUGCUUGGGGGCGAGUUUCUUGGUGGACGAUAUUGUCCUUAAAGGUGAUUCUGCUCAGCAAGAGAGACGAGAUGAGUCUAGCGAGGGUCGAGAACAGGCCACCGCUUCAAGAUUGAGAAGCGAUGAGAAACGCAGCUGA
Fusarium coffeatum is the source of this 1728-nucleotide messenger RNA. RefSeq lists its product as uncharacterized. Gene Ontology annotation, biological process: transmembrane transport. The coding region runs from base 1 to 1728 and encodes 575 amino acids. The record is from RefSeq and is a predicted model, not a curated record. Gene Ontology annotation, molecular function: transmembrane transporter activity. The transcript has 4 exons. NCBI's taxonomy places the organism in Eukaryota, Fungi, Ascomycota, Sordariomycetes, Hypocreales, Nectriaceae.